AUGUCCGCUUUGAGGGCAGCCUUUGGAGAAGCAGAUCAACUACAAGCCACCAGAGCGCUUGAGACCUUCUUCGAGUUCAAGCGACAGAGGAUGACGCUUCCUGAAUGGAGCGUCCAGUGGCAGUUGAACCUGGAUGAAGCGAUGACCCACAGCGGCUUGGAGUUGAACAACGUUGCCAAGACGUACCUGUACUUCAAGAGCUCUGGACUCAAUCAGAAGUCCCUGGAUGACCUGCUUUUGCAGGUACACGGAGACAUGCGGCGCUUUGAAGAAGUGCGCACAUUGAUGUUGCGCAUGGCCCACAGGAACAUCGACUCUGGUUCCAAUGCGGCCCACUAUGAGGAGAUCACCACGGACGAUGCCUCGAGCUGGAGUGCGGUGACCGACAUGUGGUCUUCUGAUGCCGAUGGGUCCAACUACUACAUGGACGAGCUCUACGCCUGGUACGAAGAUGAUGGCUGGUACAGCCAACCACAACCUUGGGACUACGACUAUGCCGAGACCUACUAUGAGGAGUGGCCUGACUACGACUAUGGAUGGAACGAUGAUGAAGCCCCUGCUGCAGAAGAUGGAGAAGUUCAACAAGAUGGCAAUGCAGAGGAGUCCAAGGACUACUACAAGGGCAAAGGCCGUACUCCCACCAUGGGACUGGGUUGCAGCACCUGUGGAUCAAAGUGGCACAACACUCAUGCGUGCCCCAUGAACGACACCUACAAGGGCAAGACGCCGAUGAAGGGCAAAGGCAAGUCCAAAGGAUAUGGAAAAGGCAAAGGAAAAUCCUAUGGUGGCAGACCCUAUGGAGGAAAGUCCUAUGGCAAGAAAGGCUUCGGCAAAAGCAAGUCCUAUGGCAAAGGUGGCUAUGGCAACCGACAAGGACGCAAAGGCUUUUGGCUUGAAGACAUGCCCAAGAACUUCAAUGACUACUACGGUGGUGCCUACCUGCUGAGCAACAUCAGCUCACCUGAGAAGGAGGAUGCCGACAAGCUGGACAAGGUCAUCAUUCGGGACACCUUCAACGAAGUGGAGCCGCUGCCAACAAGGCGUGUGCGGUUCAGUGAUGCACCAGAAGGUGAUCAAGCUGAUGACACCACAGCAAAGAAGCUGAACUUCCCAGUGACCGAAGAAGUUGGUGAAAUGGUUUUCCAUCAAGUUCGAGGACGACGAGUUCGAGGACUUUUGGUGGACCCUGGGGCCAGUUCAGGCCUGAUUGGAAGCGAGACACUUCGCGACCUGUUUGACUCUGGAAUGGUGCCCCCUGAGAAGGCCAACGAGAUCACUUGGGGAGCAGCACAAACAACAGUCACUGGCAUCUCAGGUCAGUCAGACCAAACAAGUGCCAGGAUCUCCAUUCCCUUUGGCAUUGGCGCUGAAGAUGCAGAGUACACAGCUGACAUCAUUGGUGGUGACGGCAGUAACUGCCCUGCACUUCUUCCAAAUGGAAGCCUUCGCCAACUUCGAACUACGAUGACGACACAAUGGUAUGACAAUGGAGAUGGAGUGAUGAUUUGCAGCCUGAAUGGACAUCGACCUGAUGACCCUGCUGCGAACCUUGUGGCAAUGAAGCUCCUGCUUGCCGAGUCUGGACACUAUAUCCUUCCCGUCAACAAGGAAGACCAGGACAUGUCGCUCAACGAGCAGAAGGAAAUCCUUGCUUGGUGGAAAGGAAGAAGUUCCAAGCACACGGUAGCACGUGAGCAGUCCGACUUGAAUGACAACUCUGGCAACUACGACAUCAAGUCCAUCGACGUUGCCGACACUGAGAAUGUCCCUGACUCCAAUGCGGAGAACCCCAAGCUGCAGUUUGCAGCUGACACUGAGCCCAAGAAUGACAAGUUCAACAACAAGAUGGAAAUGAUCAAAGUGGCUGAUGACGAGCCUGAGAUCCAGGUCCUGAAAUCAGACAACUUGGAAGAGGAGUACAACGAAGCUCCACAGCCCUACGGAGGCGAUCAAUUUCCGGCACACCUGAAACCCAGCAAACUCCGAUACCUGAGCAAGCUCUACAAAGCGAUCCCUGAAGAGUUCUACACAAAGACUCAGCGAACACCUGUGACACCGAGAAAUGCAAGGUCAUGGGCAAAGAAGAGAAGAGGUGCCCACUUUCACUUGUGGGAGAUGUGUAGCGGCUCUGGCCGUUUGUCCUUCCUCGCACUUUGCGCAGGACUGUCGGUGAUGUUCCCGCUGGACUACCGAUAUGGCUGGGAUCUUGGAAGCCCUGCUCACAGGCGACUCAUCGAUGAGAUUGAAGAGACCUUCCAGCCUGACGUUGACUUCAUGAGUCCAAGUUGCAGGCCAUGGAGUAUCUCAUCAGUUCGACGAGAUCUACAACAAACUCAACAAGAACGAGAGGAAGAAAUGCCUGUGAUCAACUACCUCAAGAAGAAGGCCAAACAACAAUGCCAGAAAAAGAAGGGCUACAUAUGGGAACAGCCAUGGUCCUCAGCGAUGUGGGAAAGACUUCAAGAAAACCCCGGCCAUGCAGAUCGCACAGAUCAAUGCCGUUUUGGCGCACAAGAUGAAGUUGGCAAUCCAAUUUUGAAACCAACUGGAUUGCAGAGCAACCUUGCUUUGAAGCACUGUGUCAAGCGAAACAUGGCUGGCUUCAAGGAGCAGUACAAGGUGUCAAUCGCACUACAGCUGCUGCAGUCUACCCUGAGUCGGAAAGCCAUUGUGAAGGACAUCAAGCGCUUCAUCAGCAACAAGUCCACAGUCUACAAUGACUACUACAAGUGUGAGCGCUGUGCCCUUGGAAGAGCCGCCACUGAUGAUCUUGUGCACUCUUUUGAGAAAAUCCCAGAGAGAGAGAGAAAGAAAGCCGAGAAGGAGCAGAAAGAGCAGGAAGACCUGUUCGAUCUCUUUCGCAAAGAGUCCAUGAAGAACGACAAGAUCCAAAAGGGCAAGCUGUCCAUUCACUCCGAUAUUGCCUUCAACAACGAGCAAGCUUCAAUCUUCAAGAUGAUCAUGGUGAAGCUCUUGGACGAGUCCAUCAAGGGCUAUGAGGAGGCUGACAAGGAGAAGAAGGAUCUUCCUGAAGCUCAAUGGCUACAAGAUCCUGUUGCUCUUGGAUGGUUGCGCAAGAUCUUUGUCGACUACAUGGAUGUGAAGGGAGCUCUUUCAUGCCUACAACCUUGGAGUCUUCCAACACCGUCUCCAUACCUCACUGCUGAGGAAGCUCCUUUGCGAUUGAUCAUCAAAGGCUCUGCAGAAAAACGGUCCAUUGGAAAGAUUGAGGACUUGCGAGAAAUGAGUGCCAGUCAGUGGCACGAACCAAUUGACCUUGAAGAAGAUUGGUUGGUAGCUGUCUUUGGAAGUGACCCUGAAUCCACCAAGACAGCCAGCUCAUCUUCAGCAUUGGUUCCCGCUCAACCAGCACAAGAUGAUGAUGAAACUCAAGAUGGAGAACUUGCACAACUACCUCCUCCUGAAUGCGACAGCGAAGAACCAGGACAAGUAGCAGUGCGACCUGGUUCACUCAAACCUCUGUAUGACUUUCGGAGGAUCUUCCACAAGCUGCCUCGCCUGGCGUCUUCUGACCCCAUACAGGCGAAACGACUCAUUGUUGGUCUACAUGAACGACUAUGGCAUGCUCCAGUUGGAGAUGUUCGAAACAUCCUCCAAAGAUGUGGACAACCAUGGGAAGUUGUACAACUGGCAGCUGAAGCUGUGGCAUCUUGCGCUGUUUGUCGCAAGUACUCUCGAGCAGGACGACGUCCCCAACAUCGAGGAGCUCAUCUUUCUCCAAGCUUCAACGACUUGGUCCAGAUGGAUGUUUUUCAAUUUCAAGACCAUCUUUUCAUGCUGGUGAUUGACGAAGCCACGAGAUACAAGGUGGCGACAUCCUGCCCUGGGAGAUAUCUCAAAGAUCCCCUGGGAACUUUGAUGAAAUGCUGGAUUCGCUAUUUUGGUCCAAUGAAGGUUUUCGUCACUGAUCAAGAAUCAGCACUGAUGACCAUCGAAGCUGGAGAGGAGUUCCAACGACUUGGAAUCGAGAGAAGACCUGCUGGUACAACGACCAAGAAGCAAGGUCAGAUGCACACCACGACCGGUUUGGUCGAGCGCCACAUCGACCUGGUGAAGAUGUCCAUGCUGAAGAUUCAGGCCGAAAGUGGACGCUAUGGCAUCGAGUUGGAGAUGGAAGAAUUGGCUGCAGAAGCAGCUAUGUCACAAAACUUGACCAUGAGCGUUGGAGGGUAUACCCCGUCCAUACUACUCUUUGGAGUUCUUCCACGUGGUUUCCUUGAACCUGAUGCAGAACAACCACCUGGAGACAUCACUGCAGAAAGCAGCUUUGAACGAUCACUACGACUGAGGCAGAUUGCACUACAAGCUGCACAAGGAGCCAUACUGGAAUCCCGUAUUGCACGGGCAAAUCGCUCAAGACCUCAUCGCCUUGCUUUGGAAGAUAUGGUCCCUGGCACUACUUCCAUUGAGAUCUACCGUGAAGAUGGCUCUGGACAAGGAUGGAGAGGACCAGCCGUCUUGCUGAAAGUUCAUGAAGAAGCUGGCAACGCCAUCGUGGAGUUCCAGGGCAAACCCUACUUGAUGAGCCUGAGGCACAUUCGACCACUACGAGAUUCCUUCCUCAUCUACCUCAAUGAGAACAGCUCUCUGACAUCAGCUGAUGUGGAGAAGGCAGUGAAGAGGAUGAAACAUGUGGUGGAAGAGUGUUCGCCUUUUCGGCCAUUCACCAUUGGCGAGAUCUUGACGGAAGACAAGGGCGACUGGAAGAUGGUCAAGUUCCCCAAGAACGACAGCCCAUCUGGCGACCAGAUGCUACGAGAUGCCAAAACUCUCAUGGAGUACCACUUCGAGCAUUUCACACUACAUGGCAUCCGCUUUGGAAGAGGAAUGAAAACUAUCUCAACACCAAGAUUUUCCAAAGGCAUCUUGAUCACUUGGCCAUUUGGCACACUUGAAUUUUCAUUGAUUGAAAACCCCAACGACUCUCACAUCCACAUCAAAGAAUACCUCAAACACAACAUUGAAGACCUUUGCCACAUCUACCUCUAUGGCUAUGUCAAGUACAACCAGGAGGACUCAACCAUGCCUGCAAGAAUCACCCGAAGAAAACCUCUUCAGACUCCUGGACAAGAUCAACUGCCUGAUGAUGGUGAGAUGGAAGUUUCGUAUGACCACAAAAGAAAAGACCCAGAGACGAGGACAGUUGUCAUCGCUCCCGAGAAGAAGAAGCAGAAGAUCCUGUGGACUUCAACGGAACUUCUACACCAACGAUCAAUCUGGUGGAUGAUGCAGCGAUCAAGAAAGAUCAACCUGGAGCCAACACCAAUUUGGUACGAGCUCGAUGACAGAUGGAUACAGAAGAAAGCUGCACCGGACAUCAAGGUGAACAAGACCAACUACUUGCUUCACUUGCAUUGCAAGACUGAAGCCUACCUCAACAUCGACCUCAAAGAUGGCCAGAUCUUCAGAGUUGACUCUGACACUGACACGCUGACAGAAGAUCAAUUGAUCAACAAUUGGCAGGAUUUUGAGAACUCCGACCACCAGGAGCUGGAACAGUUUGUGAAUGAGAAGGUCUUUAGAAAAGUUUCUCUGGCAGAUUUACCAGAUGAAGUUGUGGUGGUGGACGCAACUUGGGUACGGAAGUACAAGCGCAUGCCCUGCGGCAAGAUGAAGGCCAAGAGCAGACUUUGCGCUCGGGGUUUCUUAGACCCACAAAAGCAGGAGUUGCCAACACGUUCAACCACAGCCACAAGACUUUCUCAACGCCUCAUCCUCAGUGUGGCAUCCACACAUGACUUUGUCUUGGCCUCGCUGGACGUUUCUGGAGCUUUUCUGAAAGGGCUGACAUCUGAGAAGAUCCGCCAGAUACUGGCACAAAAGGGCUUGGCAUCACCGCCUCGCCGAGUGGUGAUAGUACCACCUCCAAAUGUCUGGAGACAUUUGUCUUCCUUUGACCCGUCUUUCAACGUCCCUGAAGAGCUCCAUGGCGCCUAUGGUUUGGAAUGCCUCAAACCUGCGUAUGGCCUGGUGGAUGCAACUUUGGCUUGGCAGAUGACUUUACACCAGUUUCUGGAGGAGAAUGGAGGUACUCAAUCACUGCUGGACGAUUGCCUGUGGCACUACAAGAAUCCUGACGGAUCCAUCAAAGGUGUCAUCACGACCCAUGUGGACGACCUUGCCAUCACAUGCCGCCAGACCUUCCUGGACGAGCAGUUCAAGCUGAUGACCAAAGCCUUCGGCAAGAUCUCUUUGCAGAUGACUCCAUUCACCCAUUGUGGAUGUCAAUACACCAAAAUUCCCAACGGGUACAAGAUGGAUCAACAAGCGUUUGUCAACGCCCUGAAGACCCAGGACAUCGAGAACACCAAGGACGGCAACAGACCUUUGACUGCUGCUGAAACAACAAAGUUCCGCAGCAUACUUGGUGGUUUGCUUUGGCUUACGGCCACACGUUUGGACCCGAUAGCCGACGUGGGCAUCCUUCAGUCCAAGGUCACCAAGGCCACUGUGAAUGACUUCCUACAAGCCAAUGCAGUGGUUCGCAAAGCCAAGCUCAAGCAGUACGAGAACCUGGGCCUGAUCUACAAGAAGUUCCCAAAGGACGUUCCUUGGAAACUUUUGUGCAUCCAUGAUGCCUCUGCCGCGUCCAAGGGGCGCACAUAUGCCCAAGAAGGAGUGCUGAUCCUGCUAGCACCCGACAACAUGAAGUUUGACCCGAAGGUUCACACCAUCAACGGCGAGAAUGUGGAGGAGCAGAUCUUUGGAGGAACAGCACACAUACUGUUCUCUCAUGGCUCAAAGGCCAAAAGGGUAUCAUACCCCACAAGCCACUCUGAGACUUUGGCUGCUAUCUCCGGUUUGGAGACUGCGACUCUGGUUAGCUUACGUUUAGCAGAACUCUUGAUGCCUGAGAAGAAGCCCACACUUCAACAGCUGGCAGCAUUGCAGAAAUCUGGCAUUCCCUACUUGCCUGUGGACUCCUACACAGACUGCCGAGACUUUUGGUCGCUGACAGUGGGCUCGACAGCCUUACCUCAAGACAAAAGCCAACGCAUCUACAUCCUUGCGAUCCGAGAAGCCAGAAUUCAAGGACGCAUUAGAUGGAUGAUACUCAUCCCAACACAGUCAAUGACGAGCGACCCAUUGACCAAGGUGAUGAUCUCACGACCUCUACUCUCUUUGAUGAGCACUGGACAGGUGAACUUUGCCAACGAGCCUGGCCAUGCAAUCGAAGCCCGACGGCUUCCCAAGAUCAAAGACUUCACAGAAGAUGAUUUGGAGCUGGGAGAUGACAAGUGGCUUGAGUCCUACAUGACUGCCAAGGACCUCCAGGCCAUCCAGCUCUACACCACAUCACAAAGUACCUGGACGACAUCAACUGGGUGGAACACCAAGGCCAAUUUUUGGCUGCUGAAUUUCCUGUGCUUCGCCAACGUGAUCAGCCGAGCACAGCCGAACAAGAUCUCUGACCAGGCGCAAUGCAGCGCCGACGACUUUGGAGGAGGACCAGUUUCACAAGACCGGCAAUACGUACAGGUCACCAUUUUGUCAGUCAGUUUGGUGGCGAUUUUCUGCCUAUGUGGAGCACUAUGGCAUUUUUGGAGGCGACUGUUGGCCAUGAAGACUCUUUUAGAAGAGCACACCAACAGAACUAUCAUGCCGAUCGUCGAGAGGGUGAUCGACUUGGAAUGUCAUCAUGGAGAAGUGACAGUGGAAUUAGAUGCUUUGAGAAGACAGUCUGCCGACAGCCGUGGCGACUUGGAAAUACUUUUCCGAGCAGUUCGACACGCUUCACCACAUCCUGAAGAACCUGCACGACAACGUCUACGUCUUCAAGAUCCACGACCUGGAGCCGAAGAACCAGAUGGAGAAAGAGACGCUGGAGUGACAUCACCUCAACCUGAACCUGAGUCACCGAGAGAACGACCCUUUAGAAGUGAUGCCUCGAGAUCACGAGAUGGAGACCGAGAAGGGCCAGAGAGCGAAGACUUUGAGGAGGAGUACGACCACGCAGAUGAUCCUUCUCUGGAUGAUUUCAUCCAUGACCAGACCGAGUAUGAACGACGAACUCAACAAGCACAUGCUCGAGCUCGACAAGAACAUCUGACACACCAUCUCACCAUCCAGGGCAACAACCUACAGGUGGCGAUUCACACCUAUGUGCAGCAGUACUUCAACGAUGGGAGAAUUCCUUCGGCAACCAUCGACAUGCUCUACAGCGAGCAUGCUCCCUACCAUCCGUUGGCGGGACAAGAAGGAGAUGAAGCAGUACUGACAAUCUGA
Cladocopium goreaui is the source of this 8247-nucleotide messenger RNA. The record is from the annotation of a GenBank genome assembly. NCBI's taxonomy places the organism in Eukaryota, Dinophyceae, Suessiales, Symbiodiniaceae.